UCACUCUUCUUCGUUGGUGCGCUUGCCAUGUUUGCGGAAGUAUUGUUAUAGCAGCAAACUGAAGGCUUGUCACUUGUUUUGUGUGCGUGUUUUGUUGCGUCUGUAAUCCAACAUGAAUCUACCGAAAGGACCGGAUUCUCUAUGUUUCGACAAAGACGUUUUUAUGAAGGAUGACUUUGACGUUGACCAGUUUGUGUCUGAGUGUCGGAAACAGGUGCAGCUGGAGGAGCUGAGAGAAGAUCUUGAGCUCUACUAUAAGCUGCUAAAAACAGCCAUGGUGGAGCUCAUCAACAAAGACUAUGCCGACUUUGUUAACUUAUCAACCAAUCUGGUGGGGAUGGACAAGGCCCUUAAUCAGCUUUCUGUGCCAUUGGGACAAUUACGAGAGGAGGUUCUGAGUCUGCGGUCCUGUGUCAGUGAGGUGAUUCAGGCUAUAGAUAACCAGCUGUCGAAACAGGACGAUCUGCAGAAAAAAAAGGUGAGCGUAUUAAGGCUAAUCCAGGUGGUGCGCUCAGUUGAGAAAAUUGAGAAGAUCCUCCAUUCACAGAACCCGAAGGAGUCUAGUUCUCUGGACGUUAGCAGUCCUUUGUUGGCAGGUCAGAUCCUGGAGAGGAUAGCUACAGAGUUCAACCAGCUACAGUUCCAUGCUGUACAGAGCAAAGGCAUGCCCCUCCUUGACAAAGUCAGACCUCGUAUUGCAGGAAUCACAUCAAUGCUGCAGCAGUCCCUAGAGGGACUGCUGAUUGAGGGUCUGCAGACGUCCAACGUGGACAUGGUGCGUCACUGCCUGAGGACAUAUGCCACCAUAGACAAGACUCGAGAUGCUGAGGCCCUGGUAGGACAGGUGUUAGUCAAGCCGUACAUGGACCAGGUGGUUGUAGAAGAUUUGGUGAAGUCUAGCUCUAAUGAACUCCAGUUGUUGUACUCUAGACUGUUGGACUUUGUACCUCAUCACUGCAGAUUGUUAAAAGAGGUGACUGGAGGGGCCAUAUCCAGUGACAGAGCUGACACAGUGCCAGGUUAUGAUUUCUUGGUGAACUCUGUAUGGCCGGAGAUGAUCAAAGCGAUAGAGGAGAGGUUGGCUUAUCUCUUCAACCCCGGAAACCCAGACAUAUUUUAUGAGCGUUACAGCAUCACUAUGGAGUUUGUGCGAAGGUUUGAACGUCAGUGUAGCUCACAGGCCAGCGUGAAGAGACUGAGAGUGCAUCCAUCCUACAUCAGCUUCCACAACAAAUGGAACUUGCCUGUCUACUUUCAGCUACGGUACAAGGAAAUAGCAGGAAGUCUGGAAAACGCCAUAAGUGAUGGACUAGAGGCAGCACCAAAGAGCAGUGCAUAUAACCUGCAGGUAUCCGAGGUGUUGUGGUCCUGUCUGUUGAGGUGCUGGUCAGACAAUAUCUACCUUCCUCCACUGGCCCAUCGCUUCUGGAAGCUCACGCUGCAGCUUUACUCAAGAUACGCCAAAUUUCUUGAUGAGGUGCUGACUAAAACUCCAGCCUCUGAGGCGACUAAAGAGCCGACCAGGCCUCUGCCGAGCUCAGCCUCCUCCACCUCCAGCAGAACAUCGCUGGAGGAAGGUGGCAGUGAGAGUGGGGGCCCUGCCUCCCUGUCCACUAAACAACUGGUUCACAUUGCUGCUGACGUCCAAAAGCUGCAGAAGCAGAUUCCAGAGUUAUCAGAGAUGGUCAGACAACGUUUAGAAGCAAUCGGAUUCAAAAAUGUUGUUAUUUUAGAAGAUGCCCUAGCGGAGUCCAAGGCUUGUCUGUCUAGCAGCAUUCCCACUCUGAAUGCCAGGAUGACACAGCAUCUGACUGAACGCUCCUGCCGCUUCUUAAAGAGUGCCUCAGAGGUUCCGCGACUUUACCGUAGGACUAAUAAAGAACUUCCCACUCGUGCAUCAGCCUACAUGGAUAAUGCCUUACGUCCGUUACAUCAACUGCUGACUGACUCAACAGGGCUGGUCGCCCCCCAUACAGCGCACGAUUGGCUACGAGUUGUACUGUGCGAUUGUACACAGAAGUAUUAUGAGACCAUCUCAGAGGUGCUAAGCUCAGUGAGAAAGAUGGAGGAGAGCCUAAAAAGACUAAAGCAAGCCAGAAAGGGCGCGAGCACAACGAAUACAGCAGGAGCCAAUGGUGGACCCACAGAUGACAGCAAGAUACGUCUUCAGCUGGCACUGGAUGUGGAAUACCUCGGCGAACAGAUUCAGAAGAUGGGUCUUCAGCCUGGUGACAUCUCCAUGUUUUCCACUCUGAUGGAGCUUGUAAAAGAGGCCCGAGAGCUUGCUGAACAGAACCAGUAAUGAGUUGAGCAAUUGCAAGCUGCGCUUACAGAGGAAAUGUGAAUUUCAGUCCAGGCCAAAGAAUGUAGAAUGAACCGGAACCAACACUACUGGAACCUCCGUUCAAGCUUUUGUAUAAAACAUUUGUUCCAAACAGACUUUAAAGACAUAUUGCACAAAAAAUUCAGCAACAUGUCCGUGCUAAACGUGCAGAGUCGCUGUCUGAGACGGCUGCUACUGUCUGUGGUGAGACUGGAUCAAGAAUGGUACUGCAUGGUUGUCCACAAAAUUAUUUCUACUAGAUGCUGGUGAUAGUGAUGUCAAGGGAAAGUAAUUGCUCUAAUCAUAUUUUGUCGAGAGAAAUUCAGCUAAGCAAUAUUUCUCACUACUGCUUCUUGGUGAAGGACUAGUCUCAAAAUAUAACGUUUGCUGGUUUGUGAAAUUCAACUUUUUUUAAAUAAAUGUAUAAUAUUGUAACUGACUUGAAUAAAGUUUGAAUUCAG
Betta splendens (Siamese fighting fish) is the source of this 2784-nucleotide messenger RNA. RefSeq names its product component of oligomeric golgi complex 2 (gene cog2). Gene Ontology annotation, biological process: protein transport; intra-Golgi vesicle-mediated transport; Golgi organization. Gene Ontology annotation, cellular component: COG complex; membrane. The transcript is spliced from 18 exons. The coding region runs from base 113 to 2302 and encodes 729 amino acids. Lineage: Eukaryota; Metazoa; Chordata; Actinopteri; Anabantiformes; Osphronemidae. The record is from RefSeq and is a predicted model, not a curated record.